AAUUUAUUAAUUUAAUUAAAUCAAAAAAUGAGAGAGGAAAUGGAAAAGUAGUGGGAGCAGCAGCGACAGAGGCAGAGGAGAGACACGACAAUGGAUAUUCUCUCCCGAUUCGGAGGCUCUGCUUCUUCUCACGGCCUUCCGUCAAGAAGCCCACACCGAUCUCCUCUCUCUCCUCGUCUGCCUUCUCCUCCUCCAACUCCUCCUUUGCUUCUCAAGCCCUACUGUUCUCGGAGGGGUCCUUCGUCUCCUCGGCCCCAAAACAAUGGCGAUAGCAACAGCGACAAGAAAGGAGAGAACAUGUCGACCGACUGGGACAAGGCGUGGUCCAACUUCAGGAAGCAGGGGAAGAAGACGAUCUUCUCGCAGUUCUCGCCCAACAAGUACGUGAGCUGGAACCCGAGGCGGUCGGAGUACCCCCUCUCCGAGGAAGUCGAUCCCAUCAAGAGAAUCGAGAGGUCGAACCUCAGGCUAUGGACCAGCCCCCAGUUCACAUUGGUCUUGGCCAUCAUUUUAGUGACGUUUCUUCUGAUCUACACCAUUCUGGCCCCUCUCAAGUGAACGCGUUUCAGUCGAAUACCCCUUCUGUUUAUGUACUUAGCUGUAUAGAGUUACUGUUGUCUAUUGAAUCAGCGGCAUUGUCUGAAGAACGAAAAGUUUUGAAUCGGUAACGGGACAAGCAGCAAUUCUCUGAAUUAA
Molecule: messenger RNA, 696 nt
Organism: Punica granatum (pomegranate)
Lineage: Eukaryota; Viridiplantae; Streptophyta; Magnoliopsida; Myrtales; Lythraceae
Source: RefSeq, a predicted model, not a curated record